Penicillium pulvis is the source of this 1350-nucleotide messenger RNA. RefSeq names its product Dor1-like family protein. The record is from RefSeq and is a predicted model, not a curated record. The transcript has a single exon. The coding region runs from base 1 to 1350 and encodes 449 amino acids. Gene Ontology annotation, biological process: intra-Golgi vesicle-mediated transport; cytoplasm to vacuole targeting by the Cvt pathway. Gene Ontology annotation, cellular component: COG complex. Lineage: Eukaryota; Fungi; Ascomycota; Eurotiomycetes; Eurotiales; Aspergillaceae.
AUGGCCGACUCAUUGUUGGAGCUAUUGGCUCCGCAUCUCGAGACACCACCACCUAGUGAUACCACGACUUCCCAAUAUCUUAAUCGUCUGUCCACUCUGUCCUUGCAAAACCUCACGACCACCGAACCUCAGUCCCUCGCCCAAUCCUCCCAUUCCACGCUUCUCUCUCUUCAAGCAUUAUCCAACCGCUCCCACCGGUCCUUUAUUACGUCCGCCGAUAAUUUAUCUACCUUCCGCACAUCCAUUCCCAAGUUGACCCGCGAGGCACAACAACUUCGGGAUGCUGUUCCGAAGUUGGACGAAGCGGCAGUGGGGUUCUCUACAAAGUAUAGCAAGAUCACCGACAAUGCCGCCCUAGAACGACGGAAGAAAGCUAUGCAGCUGACACGCAAUGUGGAUCGAUUGUCCGAUAUCCUGGAAUUGCCCUCACUCCUAUCCACCGCAGUCUCCGCAGCAUCGGCCAACUCAGGAGCGGGUGCAGCAUCCACCACAUACUCCUCUGCACUCGACCUGCACGCACAUAUCAAGCGAUUACAAACAUUAUAUCCAGAGUCGCCCCUGAUCCAAGAUGUGGCCUGCCAGGCCGAAGAUGCGAUGAAAGAAAUGACCACCAAUCUCAUUGCGGGGCUCCGAGCCCAGAACUUACGACUCGCGGCGGGCAUGCGAACCGUAGGCUGGUUGCGGCGGGUCGCGCCAGACCUGGAAACUUUACAAAGUGAAGGAGCCACAGGGACAGGAGAAGGAGCGCUGGGCGCCAUCUUCCUGAUCUGUCGGUUGGCCCAUCUAGUCUCAACUCUGGAAGCACUGGACCCGCUGAGAGAACUUGCCGACCAAGAAACACAGCGGAGGACAAGUGGCAAGGAUAAGGCGGACUCGUGGUCUGGUGGUCAGCAAACGGACCGCUAUUUGAAACGAUACAUUGAGAUAUUCCGAGAACAGAGCUUUGCCAUCGUUUCAUUAUACAAGAACAUAUUUGCCGCAGAGCAAUCGGAGUCCGAGUCUACUACGCUAGGGCUACGGGGAGCCGACUCCAAACAAAAAUCGUCGGAUCCAUUGCAAAAUCGCCCGUCUGCUCUGGCGACCUUUCCUAUGCACCUAGUGCAACUCCUGACCGAUACGAUGAGAACUUACCUUCCCAAUGUUCGGGACAAGAGCUCGCGCGAGAGUCUGCUGACGCAAUUGUUGUACUGCGCGGCUAGUUUGGGUCGCCUCGGGGGCGAUUUUGGCAUGAUUCUGACGGAGUUAAGUGGGGAGGAGGAGAUCGAGUAUGAGUGGGAGGAAGUGAUGCGCAAACACCGGGCAUUGGCAGGACGAUUGGAGCAAUUGACUAGUCGAGUGGCAGUGCAUUGA